AUGUGGCACCUUUGGAAAGCUAGAAACGCUCUGGUGUUUGAAAAAACCAAGUAUGAUCCAGCUUCUAUAGCUUCUCGUGCUAAGGAAGAUGCAGAGGUCUGGUUCUCUGUCAAUCAUUCGACUCAUAUCUCCACUAUGGACACAAGAGAGUUGACACAUUCUGCCUCUUGGAAACGUCCGGAACAGGGGACCGUGAAAUGCAACAUAGGAGCAUCUUGGUCAGAAGGUUCAUCAUCUAGUGGAGCUGCAUGGAUCCUUAGAGACAGUAAUGGCUCAGUGAUGCUACAUAGUCGUAGACAAUAUUCUGGCAUUGGGUCUAAUAGAGAAGCGGAAUUCUGGGUUAUACUAUGGGCAGUAGAGGGUAUGAGAAGCACUAACCAACAGAACAUUACUUUUGAGGCGGAUUUCGAACAAGCGAGAGAGGUACUCCUCAAUCCUGAUAGAUUUCCGUCACUAGGAUGCCUCUCCUCUACAAUUCUAGCCCUGUUGAGUGACUUGGAAUCGUGGCGUUUUGCACACGUAAACACUUCAAGGAACUUCCCUGCAACUAGGAUCGCUGCUAGUGUGACGAGAGAUAAUCGAACACAGUCCUACGUUGCUAGAGGAGGUCCUUUCUGGCUCUCCCAAACGCUCAACGAAGAGAAGCGAAUUGGUUAA
Brassica oleracea var. oleracea is the source of this 657-nucleotide messenger RNA. RefSeq lists its product as uncharacterized. The coding region runs from base 1 to 657 and encodes 218 amino acids. The transcript has a single exon. Gene Ontology annotation, molecular function: RNA-DNA hybrid ribonuclease activity; nucleic acid binding. NCBI's taxonomy places the organism in Eukaryota, Viridiplantae, Streptophyta, Magnoliopsida, Brassicales, Brassicaceae. The record is from RefSeq and is a predicted model, not a curated record.